AUGGCGACGGCGGCGGCGGCGCGAAGCUCCCUCACGACGUCGCCGUCGAGAUCCUGAAGUGGUUGCCGGCGAGAUCCCUACUCCGAUUUAGGUGCGUCUGCCGAUCGUGGCGUUCCGCCAUCGACGACCCUCGUUUCGUGGCCCUCCACUUGAGCCACUCCGCCCUCCACGCCUCCAGUCGGCAUCUCGCGUGUCUAGAUUGCGGCGACGACGCCGUCCAGAACCGGUGCUCUCUGUUCCCCAACGCCCCUCUCGCCCUGCUUCCUCCCCCGUCGCAAAUCGAAAUCCCGUUCGUUGCUCCUCCCAACCAUUACGCCCUCGUCGGUUCGUGUAACGGUUUGAUCUGCGUCUCGGAGAGUUCCAGUGACGGCACUGAGCGGGCGCUGUAUUUUGGAAUCUAUUCACCAGGAAGCAUAAGGCGGUUCGGCUCCCCCGUCCGGAGCGGAUGCGACCCCAAGGGGGCGCUCAUGUAGUUCUGGGGUUUUGUUUCGAUGCGAAGUCUAAUGACUAUCGUGUUGUCAGGAUUAUCCGCAACAAGAAGCCUCGAGUCGAGGUUUAUUCGUUCCGUACAGAUUCAUGGAAGACCUUGGAAUGUGAGGUUCCUUUUCUCUGUGACAGUGCGGUCUUCUUGAAUGGGAACCUGCACUGGUAUUCUGUCAAUGAAGAGGGGGGUGAAUACGGAUCCAUAGUCUUGUUCAAUGUCGCAGAUGAGGUGUUUGAUGAAAUAGCUCUGCCGGAAGGGAUCAGUCCCCAUUUUGAGUUUGUGUUGUCCCUGACGGUAUUGAAUGACUCGCUGGCUGUGUUCUUUGGUGAUGGGGAGGCUUGUUUCGUUUGGGUUAUGAAAGACUACGGCGUGCCAGAGUCUUGGACUAAGCUGUAUACUUUCGAGGCUACUGGACCGGUAACAAGACUUGAUGGCUUUACAUGGAAUGGCGAGCUUCUUAUGGAAAUAAAUUUCGAAGAACGAGUUUCUUGGAAUCCGAUCACAGCACAACUCUCAAUUCUUCCAUUAUUGGCGAGAUACGAAUUGCUCCCCGUUGUAGAGAGCCUCGUUCCACCUUAGAUAAUAGAUAUGACUCGAUUGCUGCUAUAUCGGUAAAGAUUAAUUCUGACUGCUGAAAAGUUGAAAGUUACAUCUGAAUUGAAUUGAAAAGAUGUAGUUUUAUUUUUAUUUUUUUUUGGGUAAAGGAGAAGAUAUGAUUUUAUUCGUAUGUGUCGGCCAUAAAAUGAUGAGGAGAAGUAGUGCGGCAGUGUGUAUUUACUUUGGAUACUUGUUGCAAGAUUUAGAAUGCAUUUUCAUUUUCACUUCGAGUUUUUCUUUAGACUAGUGAAGUGUGUCCUCUGUAUGACUUCCGCAUUGUCAGCACCAGCGGAUUUUAGACCAUGCGGAAGAAAAUGACACAGCUUUUUGAAUGCUAUGCAUGUAUGUGUUCGAUGCUAUGCCACCAUAAGCAUUUUCAGCUUCCAUAAGACCAAAAUAUUCAUGGCUUGAAUCACGCAUCUUGAUCCCGGGGCAUUGCAACUGGUGCAACUACAGAUUACUAUAUUUUGUUUCCUAGCAUUGGCAAUGCUUACCUGGUAAGCUUAUUUAUCAAUAUAUGCAGACUGCUGCAUUAAUGGAUGAAGAAAACAGUGGAGAUUGUAUUACCACGAUACACUCUUUUUCCCCCCAAAUGCUUUGGGAUCAGAAGUCUCACUUCUUGUUAUGAUACACCGAUGAUUUUGCAUGUCAAGCCUUAUGAGAAUUUGGUCUUUAGAUGAGAUAGUCUCUUUGCUUCCUCCUCGGAAAGACAUCUGGGAUAAUGAUUUUUAAAUUGCAAUUCUCUUCUAAAGUCAGGUGCAAGGAAGGUGCUGGAGCUCUUCUUUAUUAACAGGAAUUGUGGUGAUUGGCGAUGCAAGUUCAGCUGGCUCUAACAAAAAUGGGGGAGUGGCAAAGGACAGCAGAAAGUGAUGUUGAAGUUUCUUCGGAAUAUAGUUUACAUGGAAGGCAAGAAACUAUCUGCUUCAUGGUUAAGCUACUUCUCCCUUCGAGCAUGUUCUUAGAUUGAUUGAUUUGUUACUUAACAUCGAUUUGAAGGCUAUCUACUUUCAAAAGGAUACAUGUUGUGCUUAUGAUUAUCUAUAUAAUGUAAUGAUGGGGAUAGUGAAAAGCUAAAAUGUGUGAGAUUUGCUUAUA
Messenger RNA from Eucalyptus grandis, 2176 nucleotides. Its product is annotated as F-box protein CPR1-like. NCBI's taxonomy places the organism in Eukaryota, Viridiplantae, Streptophyta, Magnoliopsida, Myrtales, Myrtaceae. Bases 446 to 1063 code for a protein of 205 amino acids. The record is from RefSeq and is a predicted model, not a curated record. The transcript is spliced from 2 exons.